This is a messenger RNA of Daphnia pulicaria, 1700 nucleotides long. RefSeq names its product protein cereblon-like. The record is from RefSeq and is a predicted model, not a curated record. Lineage: Eukaryota; Metazoa; Arthropoda; Branchiopoda; Diplostraca; Daphniidae. Bases 143 to 1516 code for a protein of 457 amino acids. The transcript is spliced from 6 exons.
UGUGAACUGUAUAUGCCAAUAAAAAAAUCCUGCGCGAUCUACGUGAUUGAGUGAUAAAACUAAAGCAUUGUUUUUCUUUCUGUGUUUGAAGUAGCAUAAUAGUGAUUUAGUUGUCCCUUUCACGUUCCGUCUUUUUGGUGUAAUGGAAAACUUUCAAAGAGAUGGGCGAGAACCACAUGCAGAGCACGAUGUCUCGGAGCUCAAUCUUCAUAGCAGUGAGGAGGAGUAUAUUGGUUCCAGUGAAGAUGACGAGGACUUUAUCAUACCAGCAAAAUAUGUCAGAAUAACAACUGUUGCUGAAAUACUUGCCCACAGAAUCCAAAUCCCAAUAUCCAGCAGCUCAGAAGAAGUCAAACUUGAUCCACGGCUUGUCUCUGAACAUCUGUACAUGGGCUCAGACAUGGAAUUUAUUACACAACCUGCUGCUUCAUUAGAAGAAGGAAGGGUAUAUGAGCUACUUGCCCUUGUACAGUCAGGAAUUGUUACAUUCCCUGAGCAUAUUCUACCUCUUGUGCUUUACUCACCUCCUCUCAUCUCGGCUUUGAGAUCUGUGUUUAAUGACCUGAAAGUCAUUGCUUUGAUUCCUGCAAAACCAAAUUCCUCUACUGCUGAUCCAUCACUAGCCCAAUAUGGUACAACCGCAGAGGUUUAUGAAUAUAGUGGAUCAGAACCUGGGUUACGAAUAAAAACCAGAGUGAAGCAACGUUUUAAAGUCAUAGCUACAUGGAUUGAUGAAUAUGAAAACUUGAUGGCCAAAGUGCAAAUUCUACCAGAGAAAUCACUGAGUCCUAUGCAACCAUGGCUGUCUUCAAAAUUAAUUCAUCAGAGAACUUCUUUGUUGGAGAGAGCAGUUCAAGAUAAUUCUUGGACAAACUACCGCAAUUCCCUCGACACAAAAGUUUCUCCAUUGGCUGGUUGGGUGUUGCAGCAAUUUGAUUGUCAUUCUUUGGCCGCCCGAGUUCGUUUUCAAAUCAAGAAAUUAAUGGCCAUUGACGAUUCGAGUAUGGAACUUGUGCCUACAGAACCUCAUUCACUAUCCUUUUGGGCAGCUAACAAUCUUCUUAUGGACGACGAAGGUCGCUUGAAGCUCCUUGAAGAAGACAAUAUUAUAUAUCGCUUGAGGACAGUCUUGGAAUUGAUAAGCAAGCGCCAUGUGUUCUCUUGUUGCGUGUGUUCCGUGCCCAUUGCUGACCACACAGACGUUAUCCUCAUAUGCAGUCAGGGAACUAGUCUAUUCUUCAACAACCCCAGAACGGCACAAGUUCGUAAAGUCAUGACUUUCCGACAGGUUCAAAACAUUCGAGUCGUUUCUCGUCCGUCAGUCGAAUUUUCAUGGUUUCCUGGGUACGCUUGGUCACCUGGUGAAUGCUCCUCUUGCCGUAAUCACUUGGGCUGGUAUAUAACGUCUGCCGCAACAAAACAAAUGAAACCCAAAAACUUUUGGGUCUUAUGCAGUGAAUCUCUGCAAACAGAGACCAUAUCUAAGUCUUCUGAAAUUAAUGUCAAGAUGUUCUGAAGCUGCUUUCAAGUUCCUUUCCACACCUGUGGUUGUACAAACACGCGUGUAAAUGUUAAUUUACCUGUUCGUCCGAAAUGUAAAGAACAGAUUGUAUGGUGUGAGGGUUGUACAAAUUGUAUGUGUAAGACAAGAUACGAUAACAGGAUACAUUUUUAACGCCGUUAAUAUGCGGAAAAAAUAA